UUCCCAAAGCAGCAGAGUUUCUCAGUAAAGCCUCCUCCAUCCCCUCAGUCCCCGGUGCCAUCGGUGGUGAAGCAGAUAGUCAGCCAGUUCCCCCCUCCUCCCACGCCACCUGCCACUGAUCCCCAGCCUCUGAAACCCCUUCCACUGAGUGUGGCUCCACAGUCACCUCCAGCAGUGAAGGCAAAGCCCAAAUGGCAGCCUGCUGCUGCUCCCUCACCAGAUUUCCCACCUCCCCCACCAGAGAGCAGCUUAGUGUUUCCUCCUCCACCUCCUUCCCCAGCUUCCUCUGCAGGUUCUCCCCCACCUGACAAAUCAGGGUCUCCAGUCAAAAAGGCCGGUAAAACAUCAAGCCCUGGAGGGAAGAAACCGCCUCCAACACCUCAGCGCAACUCCAGCAUCAAGUCCACAAGCUCCACGGAGUACCAUGAGUCUAAGAGGCCUUCAGUGGACCGCCUUGUCAGCAAAUUUGCACACUCACCAGAGCCGUCAGGAUCUCCUUCCAAGGAGUCAUCACCUCCUCCAGCCCCUCCAAAGCCAGGAAAGCUCAACCUAUCUGGUCUGCCCAUUGUCCUUCCACAGGGUGGGAUACCAGCCAAGGCUUCUGCUCCGAGUGUGUCUGGAAAGGAACCUGUGGUUGAAUUCCCUUCACCACCAUCCGAUUCAGACUUCCCACCACCACCACCUGAAAUAGAUCUUCCUCCCCCUCCAGUAGAAAUUCCAUCUGUGUUUUCAGGCAGCACCUCCCCAAAAGUCGCCGUUGUAAAUCCCCAGCCACAGGCGUGGUCAAAACCAUCUGUGAAAAAAGCCCCACCACCCACACGCCCCAAGCGGAACGACAGCACCCGACUGACACAGGCAGAGGUCGCAGAGCCCCCAGGGUCAGCCGGCCCACAAGUGCCCACGUCACCCAAGUCCAGCCUUAGCGUUCAGCCGGGAUUCCUGGCAGACCUCAACCGGACGCUGCAGCGGAAAUCCAUCACCCGGCACGGCUCCCUCUCCUCCGCACGGGUGUCCAGAACAGAGCCCACCGCCACCAUGGACGACAUGGCCCUGCCUCCACCCCCACCAGAGCUGCUCGCUGACCAGCAGAAGACCAGCAGCUUUGGGGGCAGUCAUAUAUCUGGCUAUGCAACGUUACGGAGGGGGCCACCCCCCGCACCCCCCAAAAGGGAUCAGAACACCAAGCUGUCACGGGACUGGUAGUCAGUCCCUAGGGCCAGUGCUCUCCAUGACUUGUGGGCUGCUCUGCGAUCGGCCAGCCCAUGGUCUUGUGCACGUGGAGAGGAUGUGGGGAUGUGGAUGAUAGCCCCAUUAAAAGAGGUGAUCUCAAACUGCAGCUAUGGCUAAAUGUAAAGACAUUCCCCUUCCAUGGCUAGGUUAAAAAUUUGGAGGCUUAGGGAUGUUGAUACUUUAGUGGGAAAAGUGGGUAGAGAGGUGUUGGCUUCAUUCUUUCACUUACUUUUACCCUUCUUAUGGAUUGGACCAAACCCCUUAUUUUCUUUUUCUGCAUUUAGGGGAGGGGGAGGGAGAUACAUUUUGUAGUGUCUGUCCACGUGAGACAUGUUUGUGCAUGUAUUAUAAGUGUAGGUAUAUAAUAUAUUGUGAUCUAUUUCGUCGCAAUUAUAGAAGAUAACCAGAAUGUUUUUGUAGAACCGUAUUUAUUGUUUCAGUCAGUAUAUUAUCUGGAAUUGGACUCUAACUGGUCAAAUCUUACCAUAAAGAUGGAGAUGUAGGGGGCACUUUAAAGAAAGGAAAUAAAAAACAUAAACCCACAAACUUCUCAGCAGUUUGUGGUGGGUAAAUUUUGCAAAGCUGAGGUGUUCGGCUGGUAACUGUAUAUUGUCCAUUGAUUGAAAAGUACAGAGGCAACAUACCAAAACAUUCUGGUCAUAAUACUACUGAAAAUGAGUAUGUUCAGAGGAAAGAAAUAGAUUUUAUAUAUAGUGGGCUGGAGUGAAAUAUAUUUAUACUAUAAAGAGCCUCCCCCUCCUUUCAGAUAGUAUAAAAAUAUACACCGAUACAAAUUAUUUCAAACUUACUUGUCCAUGCAGUUAAGUAGGAUAAAUAUAUAUUCCAAACCAUUAUGCAUUCUAACUGUUAGUAGGCUCAGUCAUUUGUUUCUAUGGCUCACGAUGAAUAUAUCUGUGUUAACCCCUUCUGAAAGCUGCCAGGAUUCCUGCAAUCGAAAAUCCUGCCAACCCCCAAGGCUGACCCACGCCGAUCCGUGAGCUGUCCGUGUAGCUCUUACCCUGAAUGAACAGGUAGGUUCCUGUAGAAAGCGCUGUGUGCUCACGCAGGCAUGCACAGCGUCCAGUCUCACCUGGUCUGUGCCUGGUAAGAUGCAGUGUCUUCACAAAAACAAGCGUCUGGAAAUGUGUAAAGAAAGUAUUGUUUGUAACUGAUUAGAAAUUUUCAGGAAACUUUCCUUUCAGGAAAGAGAGAAGGGAGCAGCAAUUUCAGGACAAGGAGAGUAGGAAGUCACUCUCAGAGACUGUGACCAGUGCAUUAACCUGUUUAUUACAAAGUUGCACUUCUAGCAGUCAAGGAAGAAGUCUGGAAAUAAAACAACCUUAAAGAGGCAAUAACAUUUGCUAGGAAUUUCAUCUAAGGGCCCAUAUGAGUAGAAAACAGACUAUUGAUUUGCUUGCUUUUUUGUUAGUCACCGAUAUCGGUCACCAGAUGGAGUAUGACAGUCCUUUUUCUUCAGGAGCUACUUCUGUAGCUUGAUUGUACAGUCUGACCCACAUAUUCAGACCUUAUGAUAAGGUAGUGUAAGUGGUCUUAUGUAUCAUUGCACAUUCCUUGCAGGGUGGUGGGCCUUUGUAAAACUAAAAUACUUGGACUGUAACUACCCCAUCUUCAGCUGUUACUGCCUCCUUUGUCACCAUGGGGAUACUGUCAAUAGGCUCAUAGGGCAAAUAAUUUCAUUGUUUGCAUACUUUUUCUCCAAAAGCAAACUUGAAAUGCUUUCUUUCUCCCAAAGAAUAAAACAAAGACAGAAGCUUGACCUGGCAGUUAUCCUCACAUGUGUAAAACCAAUAGAAACUGGUCUCUCAUUAGAGUAAUUCAGAAUGAUACAUUUAAGAAAUAUUGUGACAGUGUCCCCCAUUCCUUUUUUUUAUAAAGUUGUUGUUUUGGGUUUUUUUAACCAAAUAGUGAAAUAAAUGUCUUUGUGAAUAUUUUAUGAAUAGGAAAAAAAGUUUUGCUAAUUUGAGGUGGAAAAUUACACAUCUAUAACUAUAUAGUUUUAAAUAGGUGCAUCAUGAAAAGAGAAAAAUUAGUGGUGCUGUCUCUGAUGACCUGUUUCAUAUGAUUUUUUAAAAAAUCUGUUUCAGCACCUCUGGAAAUUGUUUUAAUAUUUCAGACUAGAUUUUUUGAGCAAUAAGAGUAUAUACCAUUGUGUGCAUUUUUAAAGCACUGCUAUGGAAAGGCACUUUUUUGUAUCUUUCAAAUUGUCCACCAAGUUUUGUUUGUACUAUUUUUGUGCUUACAAAGUGUCCUUAAAAGCAUUUGCAUUGUUGAUUUUAAGCAUGCUCAGUGUAGCUGGUGACUAACUUCACAGGAAGGUUGUUAAGCUAUACUGCAGCUCACGGGUGCUGCAAUUUUCACCGUUGGUCCUCUUGCUGAUUUUUCGUGUGCGCAGCUCCUGGGGCUCAGACACACCCGUGGGCAAAAGGUGCUUGCUGCAGCUGAAACUGCUCGGCCCUUAGCCGUGACGGGUAAGUGGGCACAUUCUCCUGCUCCUGGCAAGAUGCACCUGGGCUGAGGCAGUGUGUGCUCCAGGUGAGAGCAGUCAGGGAAUUCUGUUUGCCCCACCUGCUUUUCUUUUCCCCAAGACGGCCUCACUGGUGUGUGUCAUUUCCAGCCCUUUUACUUUACUUCAUUCGGUGCGGGUACCUCUGGGCUUUGGAGUUGGCACACCAAGGUUUUGAGUGCCAUUUCUUUAGAGGCAUUUGAGCUUUGUUCUUGUUUUCCUGUGCUCACAUUCAUAUCCUCGGUAUCUCUCCCUAGGUAAUGAAUCCAUGCUUACUACUGCAGGCUGCCCACAGCUUGCUGGGAGACAGCUGUGUAACUCCUAAGUCUGCAGCAAAAAAAAUUUAUGUCAGCAAAGGUGGCACCCUGUAUUCCUUCUAGUUAGUUUCCUUCCUAAGGCAGUAGUGAUCCACUGAGCACCUGCUGCUUGUUUUCUCUCAACUGAGCAUGGAAAUUUGGCUACAGCAUGGUUCAGAAAAUCUGGUUGCCUGUUCAGGUUAUGAGAUACCUCCCAUUGUAACUUGCUUUUCUGGUAUGUUUACUGGUUUUGUGACAGUAAAUAUUUACACCUUAUUUUGCAAGUAAGUUAUUUUCCCCCAUGUGCAGUCAUCUCAUAACUGCACCAUAAUAUUUAUUAAAUCAGAAAAUUAAGGGGCUGGAUUUCAGACGCCCAGGAAGAGGCUUCCUGCUACAAACAUGAGCAGUAAUACUUUGGGCACUGUUACAACGGGCACGUGAAGGCUGAGUGUUCAUACCCUGGACACAAAAGUGCUUUGAUCCCAAAAUACGUGUAUGGCUGGAGUUGGAAUACAUGAGGCAGGGCACAGGCUGGUCACUUGUUAAGGUGGGUGUCAGGGGAGCCCUGCUCCUGCAAGGGCAGCUGAAAGGGCUCAGCUGUGUUUGUUAGUAUUUUUUUUCCACAUUUGGUCUUCAUUUCCCCUGUGCUAUGCAGCAUAGCAUCCACCUCUGAGUAGCAGAACCCUGUUCAGCCAGGUGCCUGUGCCUGCAGCCCAGGUGUAAAAAGCAGGGAGCUAUUCUCAGUCAUUACAUCGCAGUUCAGGUGUUGGGGAGUUGCUCUGAAAGUGAAAACUAGGCUCUUCUAGCAGCACUAAGCUUAGAUGAGAAAUUGUUUUUAAAAAAAAUUGUUCUAAGCAAACCACAGGCAGCAUGUUUCAGGUGGCUGUGCUAGGGGUCCUGUUUAGUCUUUUAACAGCUGUAGCUGGGAGAGAAAGGCACAAGUGUCUAAAUAAUUCUUUUAUUUUCUAUGGAAGAGGAAGUUUCCUGCUUCACCCUUCACAGUGGUUUCCUCCUGCAGCAAAUCACCACUGACUGCUCUGACUUGGUGAAGACCUCAAAGCCAAAGAGCUCCUCUCCUGAGAUUACUCUGCAGUUCUCUGCAGGGCAACAGUGAGUGACACAUCAGGGAAACAAAGUGCAGGUACCUGGAUUUUUUUUUUUUUCAGGUCUGAGGGGAAAGGAAGCAGUUUUUUCAACAAGUGCAUUUUAACGUUUACUGUUCUGGGCUUGCACAUUUGAAGAUUUUCUAAUUCCUUCUUUCUGUGCCCUUAGACAACCAGAUAAAUCAUAUCAGCUCAGAGAUAGAGUGGCCAGUCUUCCUCUCAGUUAAAUUUUUUUUUCCACAGUUUAAGGAACCAAAAGUGCCAUUUCAACAGCAGAAGGGCAAAAAGAGAAUUUUUCUGUUUUUUACAGAAAACAGCAUAGAACCAAAUUGUUUUGCUACAGUGGUACCAUCACAGGUAAAUUUGUAUCUUAUUCAAAAUAAGAUUAUAAGUGGCUCCUAGUAUGAGUAUUACUUAACUAGUGUCAUGUUAAAAUCAGUUGCACUCCAGCAAAGCAGUAUGAAUUCCUGGCAGAAAGUAGUGACGAUGCAGCCAGAACAUGGGAGUUUGAUUGGUUGCUGGGUUUGGUUUUUUUUAGCAUAUUAAGGUGUAGAUUACAUACUCAGUGACACUCAGCUGCAGGUGAGUCUUACUACUUUGGGGCCCGUUUGUGGCACCUCCUGUUGGGCUCUGCAUUCAUUCCCUUGCACCCACUGGGGCACACUCCAAACCAGAGAGGACUGAACACUACAGGGGAGUUUCUCUUGGAUGUUUUUUGCCACAUGCUGGUGGGAUUUUAAGCUUUAUUUUGGAAUUCUGAUUUUCUACAUUGAGUAAUUUUCCUUUCUGAACUUUCUUUCCUUCAAUUAAAAAAUGCCCAUGAAGACUGACCAAACCAGGGUUUUGUUGCAGGGGGCAGCACUCACUAAUACUGUGACACAGGCUUGGUCUAAUUUUGAGAAGUUUAAGACACUAAACUGCAAAUGAGAUGACAAACACAUGCUUAUCUUUCAGAGUGUAAAUUACUUCAAUUGCUACUAACCAACCACAGGGCAAAUAAUGACUUGGAUGAUGAUCAUUCAGUGCUCUGAGGCACUCAGUGGGGCAAGGACUCAGUGAGCUCUCUGCUCAGUAGAUGGAUCUUGGGUAAAGGGGAGUUAGAGAAGGUAGAAGACCAGGAGGAAUAGGAACUAGUGCUGUAGAAAUGAGUGAGAAGGAUUGUCAAUAAAAGAUUGUGGACACUAUCCCCCCCUUAUUUAAAUACUUGAAGGCAACUUGUCUUUUAGGAGAUUUUGGAAUUCAACCAUUUGCUACAGUGGAAAACAAUUUCCUUCCAGCUUUCCCAAGAUGCCAAAGAUGCAUUCUGAGCUGAAUUCCAGGUAUGCAGAUGUGUGUACACCAGUCUCUUGUUGCCAGGGGUCUCAUACUGCUGACGUGUAGCACGUCUGGUGAGAGAACAGGGUUGCCGCUCUUAGAUGUUGUGUGUCCCUUGCCUUUAACCAACACUGGAAGUGGGUACACACUUGCAAACAACAGUGUAGCAAACACAGCUGUGCCCAUGGCACCCUGCUGCCUGAUUUGGUGCAGCACAAUAGCACUUGUACUUGUAAAAGAAAAACUAAAUGUUUUGUCACAAGUUGUAAUUGGAAAUCUUAGGCCUCCUAGUGGACUGCAGUGGACCAGAAAUGAGCUGGAGCAGCAGUUUGGUUUAUGGCUUACACUAAUUGUUACCAGUCACUGGGAAUAUUCUGUACAAUACUGGAGAUGCAAGUGUAAGAAGUGUCAUUGCAAUGAUGAUUUGUCUGUGCAGCAAACUUGUGCUGAGUGCUGUAAAUAUUCAUGUUUACUGCUUUAAAAAGAAAAUUGCACAUUUUAUCUUUCAACAGGACUGCCUCCCCUCUUCUUCCCUUUCCAAAAAAAAAAAAUAAAUAAAAUCAAAGCUCUUUUAGACUGAUAGCUUCAGGUUGGGGGGAGCUUUACCAUAUUAUAAAUAUAUAUAAAUAUAUGUAUAAAUAUACUUUUUUAAGCAUGAGAGAGGACAGAAGAAAUACUACAUUAUAGAAUACCCAAUAUAGAUCAUUAUACAAUGGAAUAUGCACAAUUCAAUAAAGAUGUAGUUAAAUUUAA
Messenger RNA from Cyanistes caeruleus (blue tit), 7220 nucleotides. The record is from RefSeq and is a predicted model, not a curated record. Lineage: Eukaryota; Metazoa; Chordata; Aves; Passeriformes; Paridae.